AGCCAUGUGUUGCGCUGAUAAUCACAAUGACAGAUGUGUGUGAGUGCGCCUUUGCAUUUCCGUCGCUCCACUAAAUGCAAUGUAAAGCCUUCGCACCUCAGGUCUUAGCAAAGUGGUCUGACUUUUAACAAUUCCAUUCCGCAUGGCUCACCGAACAUCUGUAUCCGUGGACAGCAGCCCCACAGCUUUGUCUUUGUCUUUGUCCCCUAAGUAGGACUCGGCCUGGAAAGUUUUUUUUUUUUUUUUUUUUAUCAGUGUCAGAUGAGAAGUGAGUGACGAAAAAAGAUGACAGCUGUUUGACGCAGACACGUCAAGAGCGGGUACACAUGUAAACUGGAUCUUAAUUUCAACAACAGGGCAAGAAUGAGUGAAACUUCAAUAGAGCUUAUGCCUCAGCUCCCAGUUCUGUCAUCAUCGCAGCCGGACUCUGAGAAGGUGCUUCAGCCCCCUGCUCUGUUUCAGCUGCCACUCACGACCCAGGAUCCCCAGCAGCUCCAGCAGCAAAGCCAGCUCCAGUCUGAGCUGCAACAACAGGAAAACUCUGGGGCAAACCUUGAGCAGCUGGCAGAGUCUGUGUGUGUAAAACAUAGGAGUCUGCUUCUCCUGCUUUUGGGAAUCUCCUUUUUCACAGCCGUUUCAGGGCUGAUAUUCUAUAUACACCACAUUUUCCAUGUUGAGAAACAAACACCUAUGCCCCCUGUGACGCCCUGCCUCUCACAAGCUUGUCAAAGGGCCGCAGCCCGUCUGUCCACCUUUGCUGAUCCGUUCACUCAGACGUGCGAUCACUUUUUAUCCAAAUGUGGAUCAGAUACAAUUUUGCUGACGAGUGGGGGGAGACAAAGAGGUCAGGGUAUACCUGGACAUCCACAAAACCAGAUGGAAAAGUCAGUGUGGACGCAGACGCCCAAAGGGGAGAAGAAGGUCAGGGGACUGAAAGAAGGAAGACUGCAGAGCCGAAAAACUCUGUUGCUGCAAUACCUGAAGGGGAUGUUAGAGACCAACAAGAAUUCACAUAGUUCAGCUGUUCAGAAAACAAUGGACUUCUACCAGUCCUGCUUGAACACAAGUUCAAUAGAAGCUGCAGGAGAGAAACCGUUCCUCGCCCUCAUCCAGAAGCUUGGAGGUUGGCCUGUAUCAGGGAUCUGGAAUAAGACUGAUUUCAACUCUACCCUGGCUUUACUGAUGAGAGACUACGCCACUUUUCCCUUCUUCAACCUCUAUGUGGGCAAAGACCCAAAUGAAACCACCAGUGGGGUAACCAAAAGAAGAUACAUCCAGAUUGAUCAGCCAGACCUGUUGAUCCCAAUUGAAUGGAACAGCAAGACAGAAAAAUCUGGAGCUAAAGCUGAGACUCUACGUCCCUUCUUGGCUUUGUGUCAGAAGUACCUGGCCCUUCUGGGAUCUCCUCAGACCACAAGCACGAUUCAUGUUUACAUGUUCAUUUCUUUGUCAUCUGAGCUUGCUGUGGCAGCUUCACCUCUUCAGUAUCGCCUGCUGAAAGGACAACUUCAUCAGCACAUGUCCAUCGAAGAACUCCAGAGACAGGCUCCAGCCAUUGAUUGGUUAGGCUGCCUGCAGGCCGUUUUCCACCCGCUGUCCCUGAGCAAGGACGAUCAUGUCCUCCUCCAUAACCUACCCUACAUUGUUCACAUGUCUCAGAUCAUUAACAAAUGGCAGAACAAGCCUGAUAUUAGCAACAGCGGUCCCCUGCACACUUACAUGCUCCUGAACCUGCUGCACACCCUCAUGCCCGCCAUGGACUCAAGGUUUUCAGAGACAUCAAAGGCUUUUUCUGGGGCUCUGGGAAACGAUGACGAGAAAAUUCCUCGUUGGAAACACUGCGUGCUGGCAGCUGAAAGAGGAUUUGACUCCGUUUUAAUACACCUUCUCAAAAAUGUGACAGCACACAGAGAGGCAGAAAAAAUGACUGAAGAUGUCUUCUUCUUCUUUAAGUCCAAACUGCAUCAGCUCAGUUGGGUCGACCAGAACUAUUCCCAGCUCUUCACAGAUAAAGUCAAUUCCCUUAUUCCAAGACUGUGGACUCCCAUCAGAACCUCUGGAGAAAAUGAGCUUGACCUGCUUUUUUCCCAGGUAAACAUCAGCUCUCACAACUUCUUCUCCAACUACAUCCAGCUACUGACACUGUGGCAAAACAGACGCAGUAAACUCUUAAUUUCUCCAUCUGAGCCUAUCGAUGUCCUCUCUGUCACCCCUUUCCCUUUGGGUAAUGAAGUCCUCGUUCCAAUGGGAAUGUUCAUUCCCCCUCUUUUUCAUCCCACGUAUCCAAGAGCAUAUAAUUACGGUGCUGCUGGCUUCUUGCUCGCCAAAGACAUCUUUCAUUUAUUAUUGCCUGAAAUUCACUCCUACAGCGACACAGUUCCGGCCGUAGCAGAAUGUUUGUUGGCUCACUACCUCAGAACGACGGAAAAAGCCGGCAGGAGUGGUGUGUUGACCCUCUCGGCAUCACAGCAGCAGGAGCUGUGGGUGCAGUACUCUGCCCUGGAGGUGGCACUGACGGCUUAUCAUCAGAGUCUGAUCCCCCAUUCUGACGACACCUCCCUCCUGGGGUUGUCUCACACUCACCUGUUUCUUACAUCUUUUUCCCAGAUGAGCUGUGACAGCGACCCUUAUCAGGAAUUCAUGCCCUUGGAUCCCGCCUUCCUGAUUGCAGUCUUCUGUGCCAGAUCAAAUCUGUGUCCUGCGAUGCAAUGUUCUGUGAAAAAUUAUCAUAUUUCACCACAAUCAUGCGGAAGUUUCCUGUAAGGACAGGCAGGGAUUUUUUUUUUCGGAGUAUAUAAUUGAACUGGGUAGCUGUAACAUUCAGUACAACCCAAAAGGGAUUUUUAAAAAAUAUAUUUUUUCAGAAAUAUUGAGACGGCGUGUCUGCAAACUGCAUCAAUUGCACGAGUUAGUAAUUAUUCAUUUAAACAGAAAAUAAAUAUUUAAAAGAAUUCUUGUUUUUUUUCCUUCUCAGAGGUGGGCAAAUUUAUAUGCACACAACGUUACCAGAAGUAUUUUUUCACCCAGUCACACGAUCAGAAUUAGGUGUCCUAAUCAUUUGGCCACAGGUGUAUAAAAUCAAGCUCUCAGGCAUGCAGACUGUGUGAAAGGAUGCGCCGCUCUCAGGAGCUCAGAAUUCCAUCGUGGAACUGUCAUAGGACGCCACCUGUGCAACAAAUCCAGUCCUGAAAUGUUCUCGCUCCUGAAUAUUCCACAGUCAACUGUCAGCUCUACCAUAACAAAAUGACACACAACAGCAACUCAGCCAUGAAGUGGUAGGCCACGUAAACUGACAGAGUGGUCAGCGGAUGCUGAAGCGCAUAGUGCAAAGAGGUUGCCAACUUUCUGAACAGUCAAUUGCUGCAGAGCUCCAAACGUCAUGUGACCUUCAAAUCAGUCCAAGUACAGUACACAGAGAGCUUCAUGGAAAGGGUUUCCAUGGCUGAGCAGCUGCAUCCAAGCCACACAUCACCAAGUGCAAUGCAAAGCGUUGGAUGCAGUGGUGUGACGCACGCCACCACUGGACUCUAGAGACGUGGAGACGCUUCUCUGGAGUGAUGAAUCACUCUUUUCCAUCUGCUAAUGUGAUGAACGAGUCUGGGUUUGGAGGUUGCCAGGAGAACAGUACAUUUCUGACUGCAUUCUGCAGAGUGUGAAAUUUGGUGGAGGAGAUAUUAUGGUGUGGACUUGUUUUUCAGGACUUGGGCUUGGCCCCUUAGUUCCAGUGAAAGGAACUCUGAGUGCUUCGGGAUCCCAAAACAUUUUGGACAAUUCCAUAUUCCCAACCUUGUGGGAACAGUUUGAAGCGGCCCCUUCCUUUUCCAACAUGACUGCACCAGUGCACGAAGCGAGGUCCAUGAAAAGAUGGAUGACAGUCUGGUGUAGAUGAACUUGACGGGCCCGCACUGAGUCAUGACCUGAACCCAAUAGAACACCUUUAGGAUGAAUUAUAGCAGAGACUGAGAACCAGGCCUUUUCCAUCAGUGUGUGACCUCACCAAUGUACUUUUGGAAGACUGGUCAAAAAUUCCUACAAACACACUCCUCAACCUUGUGGACAGAGUUCCCUGAAGAGUUGAAGCUGUGAUAGCUGCAAAAGAUGUACCAACAUCACACUGAACUCUCCGGGUUAGGAAUGGGAUGGUACUUCAGUUCAUUUGAGUCAAGGCAGUUGAGUGAAUACUUUUGGUAGUAUAGAUUAUUAUUAUAGUAUACACAUUUUUUUACCUUCAAAAAACGUAAAGUAAUAAUAGAUCUACCUAUUUGUCUUUCUGGUUUUUACUUCUUUAAUUGAUGUGCCUGCUUCAAUGACUUCUAAUCCGGCUUCAAAAGAACAUAGCAACAGAAGAUUUUUUUUCAAAUAUCAUAGAAGAACUGUACCAUUUUCAUUCAAAACUGCAACAUUUUUUUUCUUUUUGUAAAGGAAGGACAGAGGUGAAAGUGUCUAACUAAUUCUGGUGGAAACAGUUUUAGAAAAAAAAAAAGGGAAAGCACAACUUUAGAGCUGAUGGAAGAGGCAGGAACAAGCAAAAAGAACCCCACUGGCAGAGGCCUUGGAAAAGCUGGAGCCAGGCGUCUGGGACAGCUUCUGAAACGAGCCAUCCAGAACCCUGAGCCUGAAGAUCCGACACGAGGGAGGAAAGAUGUGCUGCCCAAGACUCCUUUACGUCUUUUAAAGCAUUGGAUUCAAACGCAGACUAAGAAUGCAACCGAGAAAGACUCCACCAAGCUGGCUUUACCCGAAGUAUCUAAGCUUGUCCAUGGUGUGGUGCAUCUGUACAAACAUGGAGGCGGCAUCUCCAUGGCACAGCUCAAGCAAAAACUUGCUGCCGAAGGCUAUGAUGUCACAAAAAACAACAGGCAGGUCAAGGCUGCAACCAAAAGGCUAGUAAACAAUGAGGCAUUUGUGCGGACUACAAGAAGUGCAUCACUGAGACUCAACAAAAAGAUAUUAACAGGCAAAAGGCCAGUUAAGACAAACCCUGUGAAAUCCCCAAAAAAUGACUCUCCGAUCAAGAGGGAAAUCCCAUAAACCAAAGGGCAAGACACACAUGAGGGCACAAUCAAAAAGGCAAAGCUGUGAAACCAGCUGCCCGAGUUGAGGAAAACUGCAGUCAGGGAGCAAAGAUCUGCAAAAAUUCAAGCUGCACAAGCAAAGAAUAUACAGAAAAACGGGUAGCUGAGGGGUGGAUAAGUUGCCAUCAAUGGUUGAUGUACAACCAGAAAAAACCUAAACAUUCUUACAAGAAAACCUGUUAAGAGACA
Oryzias latipes (Japanese medaka) is the source of this 5264-nucleotide messenger RNA. It is a transcript of the gene kel, whose product is annotated as Kell metallo-endopeptidase (Kell blood group). Gene Ontology annotation, cellular component: plasma membrane. Gene Ontology annotation, biological process: protein processing. The record is from RefSeq and is a predicted model, not a curated record. NCBI's taxonomy places the organism in Eukaryota, Metazoa, Chordata, Actinopteri, Beloniformes, Adrianichthyidae. Gene Ontology annotation, molecular function: metalloendopeptidase activity.